Molecule: messenger RNA, 2658 nt
Organism: Uloborus diversus
Lineage: Eukaryota; Metazoa; Arthropoda; Arachnida; Araneae; Uloboridae
Exons: 20
Coding region: 1-2658 (885 amino acids)
Biological process (GO): regulation of telomere maintenance via telomerase; telomere capping
Cellular component (GO): chromosome, telomeric region; nuclear telomere cap complex
Molecular function (GO): telomerase inhibitor activity; G-rich strand telomeric DNA binding
Source: RefSeq, a predicted model, not a curated record
AUGGCUGCAGCGUUGAACUUUUUGGACGCUUACCAUAAGGAUGGUGACUUUUUACUCGAUCGCAUCGUUACUGGUGACGAAACAUGGGUGAAACACGUGAACUGUGAAACGAAAUUGCAAUCAAUGCAGUGGGGGCACACAAGUUCUCCCCAAAAACCCAAGAAAUGCAUGCAAACAAUGUCGGCAAGGAAGAUCAUGGCGACUGUUUUUUGGGACAGAAAAGGUGUGAUUUUGGUGGACUUCCUGGAAAGAGGCACUACAAUAAACUCUCAAAGGUAUUGCCAAACUCUCCAAAAACUCAGAAGAGCAAUUCAAAACAAGCGCAGAGGAAUGUUGAGCUCUAAGAUCUUGUUGUUUCACGACAACGCCCGGCCCCACACGGCAAAUGUCACUCGUAAAGUUCUUGAAUCUUUUAAGUGGGAGUUGUUUCCUCAUCCACCGUACAGUCCCGACCUGGCACCGAGCGACUUCCACCUAUUCCCAGCAAUGAAGAAGUGGCUGGCUAUGCAGCGUUUUGAUGACGACGCACAGCUGCAAGAAGAGGUCAUCCUAUCUAAUCAUUAUGAGUACACAAAUCUUACCAAUUUACAUGAAUCAGAAGAGAAAGAGUCAUUUAAUAUCUAUGGAAUUGUGGACAAAUGCGAUUUGAAAGUUACCCAUGGUAAAAAAUCCCAAAUUUUAGACCUUUGUUUAACUGAUGAAACUGAAGUAGGCUUUACUUGUUCUGUGUUCGCUGCCAAAGAUGAAAAUUUUCCUGAUGUUUAUCCGGGUGAUAUCAUUCGGGUUCAUCGUAUGCAAGUCUACAAAUUCCGAGGAAAAUUGAAAGGGAAAUGUUUAUCUUCCAAGUUUAUUUUAGUAUUUAGUAAAAGCAAUAAUGGUACUAAACCAAAAACUGUUGCAAAAUCAUUUACAUUUACACCUCACGAUGAAGAAAGGGUCAAAGAAUUGUUUGAAUGGAAUCAAAAGCAAAGCGACCCAAAGCUUAUCAGUGAAAUAAAUAAGGAUGAUUUUGUGAAUAUCAUAUGCCAAGUGAUAGGAGUAUAUAUUGCUAAAACUACAGAUGCUGUAAUCUUGAAAAUAUGGGAUGGAACAAAAACUAAUUUAUUUCCUGGGUCUCAUUUUGGGUUUCGAGAAGAAAAACUCGAUCAGAGACUUUUCAACAUUGCAAGAAAUUAUUAUGUUAUUUUGUCAGUUUAUGGUAAUUAUAUUGGAAUAGCUGCCGAGUUACAACCUGGCCAAUAUAUUGAAGUUCUUGAUGCUCAUUUAUACAGUCCUAAAGAUAAUCCAGACGAGUGCAAGCUUUGCUUACAUGCUGGGAAUAAAGGUAGACGAGGAAUUAGUGUCCUUGAUGAUGAAGAUGAGAAAUUAGUGAAUUUAAAAGAACGGCUGGGGAAAAUUAUAUCUGAUUCAGAAUUUUCAAAGCAAACAGAUGAUUUACUUAGUGAAAACAAUAGUAUUUUCCUAAACUGUGCCCAACGGGAUUGCUGUUUAUCCUAUCGCAGUAUUGCUGCUCGCGUCGGUCGAAAUCCAAUGACAGUUAGCAGAACAUGGAUUCGAGGGAUUCAGGAUGGUAAUACAGAUCGCUGUGCCGGUGCUCAACGGCCAGUAAUCACUAGCAGCCGAGAGGAUAGGCAUGUUAUCCGCAUGGCUUUAAUGGAUCCUUCUCAAAAUGAAAAUGCAAAUGAUCCGAGCACAUCAAACCAAAAUGAGGAGAAUUUAAAUGAAGAUAUUGAGUUAUUAAAUAAACCUUUGGUUUCAAAACAUGAAAAGAUGGAAUCUUCUCAAAGCACAGUUGUUUCUGUUGUUGAUGCUGCUAUUCAGCCUGGGCAGUCAACUCAAGAAUUUGGAGCUGGAAUGCAAAGAGAAUCUCAAAGAGCGAAGUAUAGUGAUAGCAGUAGAGCGUCUGCAGCUAGUGAACCUGAUGUAUUAAUCAAUAUGACGCCUGUUGAAAGAAGAUAUUUUUUCCAUGAUCCAUUGAACUUAGGAAGCCAACCAGUGAGUCCGACCUUUCAUCCACUUAUUGAUGGCACUCAAGAAGAAUGGUGGAAAUCAAAAUCCACUUUAUCAGUUACAGAUGGACAUGGAGACAUCAAGCCAAGCUCAUUGCAAGAAAUAAUUCAACAUUCUGUGCCUUUUAAAUUUCGCACACUUGCUGCUGUUUUAGAUUUUAAGCCCGAAGCUAGAAAUAUAUGCAAAUUAAUCCAUUUAUAUUGUCCAAAAUGCUUCUAUCUUACAGAAGAUGCUGAACCUGAUUUAAGACCAUUUGAAACUAAAGAUGGAAUUCCAUAUUUUUACUGUCCUGAAUGCUUAGUAAAAACUAAUGAUUUUCAAGUGCCAAGUAAAUUAGAAUAUACAUUUUUAGUUUCACUAUUUCUUGAUGAUGGUUCUGGCUCAGCUUCUAUAGAAGUUUAUUUAUGGCAACAAAAUGCAAUCAAUUUUUUCAAGGGCAUUACCCCAGAACAAGCAUUAAGUGAUAAACGGACAGCCGAGUUCAUUUUUCAAAUGUUGUGGAAAAUCUGCCCUAAUUGCAAACCAUUUAACUCAUCAGAUACUAAAGAUAAUAACUGUUUGGCAUAUCCUAUUUUAGAUUGCUGUAUAUUUUCAUACUCUGCUGCUAACCACACUGAAUAUCAAAUGUUUGAUACUUUAUUAAUCUGA